GGGAUAGAAUACCUCUUAUUGCCUCUUUCCUUGUCGCACGGGCUCAACAGCACCGCCUUUUCUGCUCUUAUCGUAUCAUAUCCUUCUAGACCGAUUCGCCUUGACGAGGUCGAGCCCAGCGGUGUUUACCCUCGAUGUGUCGUCCCCAGCCUUCCAGUCUGCGAUAGCCCGCUCCCGUGUAUGUGUGUGUGCUCAACCAUGGAUGCUGUCGGCGGAAUCCCGCCAUUGCAACCAUGGAUGCGAUUUGGAUCUCCAGGAGAAGGGAGCAUGGACCUGAAAUAUGAGGCUGAGAUAGCCCGGUCGAAAUGUGCGGGGAACAGUCUUGCAGUCAAGAUGAGAGACUAUCUAGAGGCGAUACUGGCCGUGGAGGUAGAACUUCACAUGCCGGAUCGGUUAGACCUCGGGAUCCCACCACCACCCUACGAAGAUGCAAUCGCCGACCUACCCCCCGCGUACUCGCCGCUUGCGCGCGCAAAGGACCUAUGCGAUGAAUCAGCGCCGGAAAGAACGGACACGCAGACGAAGCGGAUCGUUGACUUUGACGGCCCGAGCGGUAUCCGAGAGCAUAAGGGCAAGAAGAAGAAAGGCAAAGGCGGAGGUGGAGGUGGAGGCGGAGGAAACAAGAACGGUGGCGGGAACAACAACGCGGCAGGCUCGGACAACGAAGGAGAGAAAGAAUCACCUCCACCGGAUGAAGGUCAGAAUGGCGGGGAUGCACCCAACGACGCAGGAGACGGUAACAAUAACGACGACACGGUGAAGACUGGAAUGACUUUUCGAACUCGACCGGCAAGAAGAAGAAGGAGAAGAAGAAGAAACAAGCCGAAGAGGAGGAGGAGCGAAAGCGCAAGGAAGAGGAGGAGCGGUUAGCCAAAGAAGAGGAGGAACGGAUAGCUAAGGAAGAAGAAGAUCGAAAAGCCAAAGAAGAGGAGGAACGGAUAGCUAGGGAAGAAGAAGAGCGAAAAGCCAAGGAAGAAGAGGAACGGAUAGCUAAGGAAGAAGAAGAGCGAAAAGCCGCCGAAGCAGCGGCCGCGAAGAACAAUCUCAGCUGGGCCGAUGAACCUGAGGACAACAGCUGGGGCGGCUUUACGGUGACCAACAAAAAGAAGAAGAAGAAGGGAAAGGC
Penicilliopsis zonata CBS 506.65 is the source of this 1126-nucleotide messenger RNA. RefSeq lists its product as hypothetical. Lineage: Eukaryota; Fungi; Ascomycota; Eurotiomycetes; Eurotiales; Aspergillaceae. Bases 181 to 870 code for a protein of 229 amino acids. The transcript is spliced from 5 exons. The record is from RefSeq and is a predicted model, not a curated record.